Messenger RNA from Myxocyprinus asiaticus (Chinese sucker), 4204 nucleotides. It is a transcript of the gene slitrk5, whose product is annotated as SLIT and NTRK-like protein 5. Gene Ontology annotation, biological process: regulation of presynapse assembly; axonogenesis; positive regulation of synapse assembly. The transcript is spliced from 2 exons. NCBI's taxonomy places the organism in Eukaryota, Metazoa, Chordata, Actinopteri, Cypriniformes, Catostomidae. The record is from RefSeq and is a predicted model, not a curated record. Bases 551 to 3154 code for a protein of 867 amino acids. Gene Ontology annotation, molecular function: protein binding. Gene Ontology annotation, cellular component: membrane.
CAACAACAAUCAUAAUAAUAAUAAUAAUAAUAAUAAUAAUAAUAUAUGCUACAUUUUUAUGAAAACAAAUAUGCUCGCAUUGGAGAAUUCAGAGAGCUGCGAAGAAGAUAUGCAACGCGAUACAAGCCGUACCACUCGCAAUCAGUCCGGGGAUGAUGCGUACUUCGCGCGUCCGUUUCGCCGGUCCGCGCACUGAGAGAACGGAAAGACUUCGAUUGCUUGUGGAUACGUUCAUAAAUUUAUGUCAAUAAAUGUCAGCUUGCCGUUUAAAAUGGACAUUGCACUGGCUGGAUUUUGCCUGAUUUUCCUAAACUUGCAUUUUCCUCCUUUUUUGCCUGCUGACCGUCACGUUUCCAUGGAGAGUUUGUAAUACCCGGGCUUAUCACGAACCACUUCACGGAUAAUUAUCGCUUCAGUCCAGCUGAAAAGGAACCAGUGGUCUUCAAGGUUAUGGAUUGAUCAUGAGGUGUGCGAAUUUACCACAUUUAGGCGGAUGAUACCACAAACUGCAACUGCGCUACAGUGAACCGGGCCAUUCCUGCACAAGAAAAUGCAUAUCUGGAUACUGAAAAUAAUAUUGCUGCUCACCACAUCUCUGAGUCUGGUUGAGACGUAUGACAAUUAUGGGGAGAUCUGUAGGAAUCUGUGCACUUGCGAGGAGAGGGAAGGUAUUCUGACGGUCAGCUGUGAGAACCGAGGCAUCGUGCGACUGUCAGAAAUAAGCCCGGUGGUUUUUUCCAUGUACCAUCUUUUGCUGACGGGUAAUUUAUUGAAACGAUUAUCCGUCAAUGACUUUAUAAAUUACACUGGAGUUACCAUUUUGCAUUUAGGUAAUAAUGACAUAUCGGAGGUGGAGACUGGGGCGUUUAAUGGACUCCAAGGAUUAAGAAGACUACAUUUGAACAAUAACAAAAUAGACAUGCUUAGGGACGACACAUUUGUCGGACUCGAGAGCCUAGAAUAUCUUCAGAUUGAUUAUAAUUUUAUUAGCACUAUCGAACCGAAUGCUCUAAGCAGGCUUCAUCAACUGACUGUGCUCAUUCUCAAUGACAACUUGUUGUCUUCUCUGCCCACAAACAUUUUCCGGAAUGUACCUUUGACACAUUUGGAUCUCAGGGGCAACCGGUUGAAAAUGUUCCCUUACAUUGGACUUUUGGAGCAUAUGGACAAAGUAGUGGAAUUACAGCUCGAGGAGAAUCCGUGGAAUUGUUCCUGUGAGCUCAUUGCGCUUAAGGCUUGGCUCGAGAGCAUCGCCUACACUGCUUUGGUGGGGGAGGUUGUUUGCGAGACUCCAUUCAGGCUCCAUGGAAGGGAUCUGGAUGAGGUCUCCAAGCAGGAACUGUGUCCCAGAAGGGCCAUAUCAGAGUAUGAGAUGCGCCCACCGCCCCCACUCAGCACUAGUGGCUAUUUCCAGACCACACCGGCGGCUGUGACGGCAUCAGCCACAUCUUCGGCUGUUCUACGCUCCUCAUCCAGGCCAACCAAGGGCACCCGCCAAUCAAGCAAAACCAAGACGAAGCCCACCUCUCGAAUUCCAGCCAACCCCUACAACUAUGGACCCAUCAUUGCUUUUCAGACCAAAUCUCCCGUGCCUUUGGACUGCCCCACCACCUGUACAUGCAAUCUGCAAAUAUCCGACCUGGGGCUCAAUGUCAACUGCCAGGAAAGAAAGAUCGAAAACAUAUCAGAUCUAAUGCCCAAGCCAUACAAUCCCAAAAAGAUGUACCUUACGGGGAACUACAUCCCUGUUGUACGUAGAUCUGACUUUGUGGAGGCAGAGGGAUUAGAUUUACUGCACCUGGGAAACAAUCGGAUAGCACUCAUCCAUGAUCGAGCCUUUGGGGAUUUAAUUAACCUACGUAGGUUAUACUUGAAUGGCAAUUUGAUUGAUAGACUCACAGCAGACAUGUUCUUUGGGCUAAAGAGUCUGCAGUACUUGUAUUUAGAAUAUAAUAAGAUUAAAGAGAUUGUAGGUGGGACUUUCCGCUUUGUGCCCAACCUUCAGCUACUUUUCCUCAAUAACAAUCUUUUGAAAACAUUGCCAGGAGGCAUCUUCUUUAGUCUGCCACUCUCCCGGCUCAAUCUUCGCAGCAACCACUUUCAAAAUCUGCCCGUGAGUGGAGUUCUAGACCAGCUGAAAGCGCUAGUUCAGAUUGACCUGUUUGAGAACCCUUGGGAAUGCUCUUGCGACGCAGUCGGCAUGAAGAUCUGGUUGGAACAGCUCAACACUGGAACGGUAGUCAACGAUAUCAAGUGUGUGACGCCCAAGAGGCUUGCAGGACAGGACAUGAGGGUUGUCCCUUCAGAGCAGUUGUGUCCCGAUUACUCUGACAUCAUUGUGUCCACUGUGGUUCCUUCAGAGGAACCUUUAGCAGAUAGUAUCACUACGACCAAGACGCCCCUAAGGUUCAACACCCCUUCCAGUAACGUUCCUUUGUCUGUUUUGAUUCUCAGCCUCCUUCUUGUUUUCAUAAUGUCGGUCUUCGUGGCAGCCGGCCUGUUUGUGGUGGUCAUGAAGAGGCGUAAGAAGUCUCAGAGCGAUCGUAACAGUACAAACAACUCGGACGUAAGUUCUUUCAACCUUCAGUACAACCUCUAUAGCAAUCGCUCCGUCCCCAAGGUCAAAGCACCUGCAGGUCACGUCUAUGAGUACAUCCCGCAUCCAUUAGGUCAUAUGUGCAAAAACCCAAUCUAUAGGUCCAGGGAAGGUAAUGCUGUUGAGGAUUACCCCAACCUUCAUGAGUUGAAAGUCACUUACAGGAGUAAUACUGAUGAAGACCAGGAAGUCACCUUGAGGAGUCCUACUUACACAGUUAGCACCAUUGAGCCUCGUGAGCAGCCAUCACCUGUUCAAGAUGCGGAACACUUCUUCCGAGGAAUUCUGGAACCAGAUAAAUCUCCAUCGAAUGCUGGCAACAGAUUUGAAUACAAGUACACUGGCCCUGUCCCGUAUACAUACCAACCAAACUUUGACGUCAGGCGCCAGUUCUUACAUCCCGAAGGAAUACGAGAGACUAUGCUAUACGGUACAGCACCAAGUACUGUCUUUGUGGAACCCAAUAGAAACGACUAUUUGGAACUAAAGGCAAAACUUCAAAUGGAGCCAGACUACCUUGAAGUUCUUGAGAAACAGACGACACAAAGCCAGUUUUAAAUCUUGAUCUGUAUCUAAAUGCAUUUAAAGCAUUAUUUCCCCUUAUACUGACUCAAACUGGAGGGUGCCUUGGCACAAAAUACAACAACUACAAAAAAAAAUUAUUCCAAACCUUCAGUGGGGUGUGCCGAACUAUGUUACUUUAAUUUCAGAAUCACAUGGUAUUACAGAAAUAAAUAAAUACGAAUGAAAAUAUAUAAAUAGAGCUCACAGAACUUGGACGAAGGCACGAGUGAUGUAAAACUGGUGAUGCAAAAUCUAUUUUUUUAAGUCGAAGUUUGAAUACACGUAAAUCAGUGUACAGGUUAAUCUCACCCAAAUACAUUUUCAGGAAUAUAAUCAUAAAAAUAUUGUGAAUUUAAAGGGUUUUGUGCAGGGGGAGAGGGGUUUACAGUACAUACAAGUACAAAAGAAUAAAAAAAAGAAAUACUUUAACAGAAAUACUAUACAGCAACGCAUCUGACCGAGCAGGACAAUUUCUCUGCUUUAGUCUGUAAGUAAGUACUGUAUUUAUUGGUAUACUCUUUGCCAUGUAUUUUCAAUUUUUUUCAAUACUCAUCAAUAUUAUGUCUGUCAUGUCCCAUGAUUUUCUGUACAAAACUUUUGUUUGUAGUUUCUGAUCAAUUACUGUAGCUUGCAUUGUGCUAGUGGCUUUCUUUCUGCAGUGGCACACCCCAGCGUCGAAGAGAAAUUCUGCAUCAUUUAACGAUUUCAAAGUAAAAGUGUCUUUGUAUGCUGUCUGCACUUUUUUUUUUUUUUUGGAAGAUGGAAGGCCACAGGGUCUUCCCAGCUAACAUUAGACUAAAUAUUAUGUAUUAAAAAUGAAUAUAUGUAUUCAUUCUUAAUAUGUAUUUUUAAUAUCUUAAUGAAAUUCAUAAAUAAUAACUGAAGUAAUAAUUAUGUUGUGUAAUACUGAUAUUUUAAUGUAACACCUAUUUUUAUACAAGCAUUCGCAAAUCUCUUUCCCUUAUUGUUUUCAUCGUUUUGAUUGCUUUGCACUUAUGCACUAUGUUGACCAAAAUAUGUUUAUGUCAUCAAUAAAUAUGAUGU